Messenger RNA from Leptonychotes weddellii (Weddell seal), 980 nucleotides. It is a transcript of the gene CISD1, whose product is annotated as CDGSH iron sulfur domain 1. Gene Ontology annotation, molecular function: 2 iron, 2 sulfur cluster binding. Gene Ontology annotation, cellular component: mitochondrial outer membrane; intracellular membrane-bounded organelle. Gene Ontology annotation, biological process: regulation of autophagy. NCBI's taxonomy places the organism in Eukaryota, Metazoa, Chordata, Mammalia, Carnivora, Phocidae. The record is from RefSeq and is a predicted model, not a curated record.
ACUUCUUUAGACUGGGACGCAGCUCCGCGCAUGCUCAGCAUUAACUAGGGUGGCAAUACACACGUGCUUACGGCCAGCCACGGCGCCUGCGCCGUAGCGGCCUGGAGUCGGUACGCGUAGACGUUUCUCGCACCUUGACUCCGGCCCUCCGCAAGAGCCUCUUUGUGCUUAGUGUCCUGUGCACACGCCUUGCAAGCGACGGCGCCAUGAGUCUGACUUCCAGCGUACGAGUUCACUCCAUGCUGGGAAUAGACAACUCACCUCUGAGGCUGAGGCUAACCAGACUAUGCAGAACUUUCUUCUCUCCAACAUUCUGUGGAACUGGGUUGAAUGGAUCGCAGCAGUUACUAUUGCUGCUGGGACAGCUGCAGUUGGUUAUCUAGCUUACAAAAGAUUUUAUGUUAAAGAUCAUCGCAACAAAUCUAUGGUAAACCUUCACAUCCAGAAAGACAACCCCAAGAUAGUACAUGCUUAUGACAUGGAGGAUUUGGGAGAUAAAGCUGUGUACUGCCGUUGUUGGAGGUCCAAAAAGUUCCCAUUCUGUGAUGGAUCUCACACAAAACACAAUGAAGAGACUGGAGACAACGUGGGACCUCUGAUCAUUAAGAGAAAGGAAACUUAGACAGUUUUGAUACUGCAAACCAACUUGUCAUGAUGUUAUCUGAUUGUUUAAUUAGAAUGACUACGACUUCUGUCUAAUUCACCUCCCCUGGGUUCUAGAUGUGGUAUAUUGGAAACUGCAGCUUUCAUACUCACGGCAUUUGCCUUACUUGUUGAACCAUCGUGGUGCACAUUUGUUUAAACAAAAAAGGAAAAAGUAAAAACCAACUUCAUGGCCUGUGGGUUAUUUUGGUCUUGUAAGGAUCCGUUUCUUUACGUUUAAAAUAAUUAUAUUAAGAUAUAGUUGUAUGUUAAAGUUAACAUUAAAUUAUUCUCAAAAUCCUGUAUAUGCAGGUUGUACUUAUAAGUUUCAAAGAAAA